GUCGUCAGCAGAGCUGUCUCCUCCUGCAGCUUCUGUUCAGUUUUGGAGUGUAAAUCAACAGAUUAUUUUUCUUCUCCACAGAAGCGAUGGAAAGUGGAAACAAAUUCCAGGCUAGAUUCAGUCCUGUUGCUGUCGUCUAUGAAUUUACCUGGUGGGGAGCUGAGAAGGAGAUCAGCAGAAGAUGAGCUUGCGAUGAGGGACUAUCUGCAGGAAGGAGACCUCAUCAGCGCAGAGGUCCAGUCUGUAUUUUCUGAUGGGGCUGUAUCACUGCACACCCGGAGUCUGAAAUAUGGGAAGCUUGCCCAGGGUGUGCUCGUUCAGGUCUCGCCCUCCCUUGUGAAACGCCAGAAGACUCACUUCCAUGACUUGCCCUGCGGUGCAUCUGUGAUCCUCGGCAACAACGGUUUCAUCUGGAUCUACCCAACUCCAGAGCAGAAAGAUGAAGAGGCAGGGGGCUUCACCACCAACUUGGAGCCAGUUCCUUUGUCUGACCGGGAGGUGAUCUCACGGCUUCGAAACUGCAUUGUGGCCCUGGUUACUCAGAAGUUGAUGCUCUUUGACACCAGCAUCCUGUAUUGCUAUGAAGCAUCCCUUCCUCAUCAGAUCAAGGACAUUCUCAAACCAGAAGUGAUGGAGGAGAUCGUUCUGGAAACUCGACAGAGGUUGCUGGAUCUGGAGGGAUAGGGCACAUGGCCAGAAGCAGUCAUUUGAAGUCUCAGCAUGGCAGCUCUUGAUUCUCAGUAAUUUUUUUUUUGGUGUUCUAGUCCCCAACAUUCAUUCCACACUUCAGAAACCACCAAAAUUCCUCAUUUUAACUCCUAGGAUACCUCCUGAGCCCUUUUAGUACAGUAGUACUAAAUAGUACUUAAAUACAGCCUGAAAAAUUGAUACCUGACCUUUUUGAAGAUGCAGAUGCAACUGGGACGUAUCUCAUAGCACUUGUUGCUG
This is a messenger RNA of Cariama cristata (Red-legged seriema), 948 nucleotides long. RefSeq names its product exosome component 2 (gene EXOSC2). The coding region runs from base 139 to 684 and encodes 181 amino acids. Lineage: Eukaryota; Metazoa; Chordata; Aves; Cariamiformes; Cariamidae. Gene Ontology annotation, cellular component: nuclear exosome (RNase complex); cytoplasmic exosome (RNase complex). The transcript has 7 exons. Gene Ontology annotation, molecular function: RNA binding. The record is from RefSeq and is a predicted model, not a curated record. Gene Ontology annotation, biological process: U4 snRNA 3'-end processing; poly(A)-dependent snoRNA 3'-end processing; TRAMP-dependent tRNA surveillance pathway.